CUUAAGGACAAGCAACAAGCAUGGUGUAGUGUCGUAAUCGUCUUUUGAUAAAUAUAUUAAGUCCUUUAUGCUUUAAUAGUUUGUUUCAUAACAAAUUUUCAUUGUAAUAAAAAAAGACAUUAGAAACAUAUUGUGAAUAUGGGUAACGUAUUCGCCUCUAGUGUCGCUCCACCACCUAUAACUGGACCUGUGCCUUCACCUAGUUUAUCGGAUCAGACCGGUGUUUCAAAAAAUUCUACAAAAACUGCUUCAGAUAACAAUCCAGGAACAGUAGAAGAUCUACACAAAAAAUGCAAAGAUGUUUUCCCAACACUAUUUGAAGGUUCCAAGAUUAUGGUUAACAAAGCUCUGAGUAAUCAUUUUCAGAUCAGUCAUACUUUAAAUAUGACCAACAGUACUCCAGCUGGAUAUCGCUUUGGGGCAACAUACGUAGGAACAAAUCAAGUUGGUCCCAUGGAGGCAUAUCCAAUUUUGUUGGGCGAUAUUGAUCCAAGUGGCAACAUGAAUGCAAAUAUCUUUCAUCAGUUUAAAAAUAUCCGAGGAAAGUUUGCUGCACAGGUUCAAGAUUCAAAGUUUGUAGCUACACAGGUAUCUGCUGAUUAUAAGGGAUCUGAUUUUACGGCUUCCUUAACAUUGGGGAACACAGAUGUCCUUAAUGGUUCUGGAGUAACAGUUAUGCAUUAUCUUCAGAAUGUUAUGCCUUCUUUAGCAUUGGGUGCAGAAAUGGCCUAUCAGUAUGGACCCCAAGUUCCUGGUGGAGAAAUUGCUGUGAUGUCUUUAGUUGGAAGGUAUACCGGCACUAAUUAUGUAGUUAGUGGAACAUUAGGCUCUGCUGCAGUUCAUGCUUGUUUUUAUCGUAAAGAAAAUGAGAAUAUUCAGGUUGGAGUUGAAGUAGAAACAAAUUUAAGGUUAGGCGAAAGCUUAUGCACAUUUGGUUAUCAGGUUGAUUUACCAAAAGCAAACAUGACCUUUAGGGGUAUGGUGGACACAAAUUGGACUGUUGGUGCUGUUCUAGAGAAAAAACUACAACCUUUGCCUUUUACCCUAGGUCUGAGUGGAAUGAUUAAUCACACUAAAAAUCAAAGUCGAUUUGGAAUUAGUCUUAUUAUAGGUUAAAAUCAUACUACUUGCACAAAUUUAAUGGUGUGAUUUAGUGUAGUAAAUCAAAAAAAAAAAUCAUUAUUUAAAAAAUAAAGCAUGCUUUGUUAUCAUUUCAUAAUCAAGUUUAUUUACCAAACAUCUGUUUUUUAAAAGUUUUGCUUCAUCCACAUUCCAUAUGUGAAUGCUAAAUUGUUACAAAUAUUGCAAUCAUACACAAAGAAUUUUUUGAUAAAUAAUGCUUUAUUUAUGCACAACUACAUACCAUAUUGUAAUAUAUAGAAUACUGUUGAAAAUUAGUUCUAUAUGAUAGACAAUUUAGAAUUGGAAAUUCUAAAGAAACAAAUUUGUAGACUUUUGUAUGAAAUUUUGUUCAGCAGUUCUCAAUAGAAAUUUUUCAUUAUAAGUUAUUUUUAUGUUUUAUAGAAAUCUAAAUCAAGCAUCAUUAAAUUAAGUGUAACAAUUAGCUCUGUACAGACUCAAUCUAUUUUAUGUAGUUUGUAUAGAUCAUAUAACAUGUGUGCUAAGUCCGAAUGUAAAUAAAGAUCAAAGCAUAUAACUUGUCAUCCAUUGAAAAACAAAUGGUAAAAUAAAUGAUAAUUCUUUAA
Argiope bruennichi is the source of this 1706-nucleotide messenger RNA. It is a transcript of the gene Tom40, whose product is annotated as mitochondrial import receptor subunit TOM40 homolog 1-like. The transcript has 7 exons. Gene Ontology annotation, biological process: protein import into mitochondrial matrix. Gene Ontology annotation, molecular function: transmembrane protein transporter activity. Bases 139 to 1116 code for a protein of 325 amino acids. Gene Ontology annotation, cellular component: mitochondrial outer membrane translocase complex; mitochondrial outer membrane. NCBI's taxonomy places the organism in Eukaryota, Metazoa, Arthropoda, Arachnida, Araneae, Araneidae. The record is from RefSeq and is a predicted model, not a curated record.